AUGAGACUCAAGACCGCCUCAUCCCUUUUGGUGGCCACAGCCCUCGCAGCAGUGUCCUAUGCCCGCCCAGAAUUGGUCCUAUCCAACGACCAGCGCAAGAUCGUUGACAUUGGUUCCUUUGGUUUCCUCUCUGGUGCCACUCUCGAUAUGAACCUUCAAGGCCUCGAGAUUACAAAAUACAAAGGAGACGAUGGCGAGGAGACGCGCAUUGGAUUCCUUAUCCUGAAAGGUCCAACGGAAGCCGAUGCCAUGGACUGGGAAGAGGGAUGUCUCUUGGACGACUCUGUCAUCAAGGAGGAAAUCGAGCAAGGAAGAAGCGAGUUCCUUCCGCUCGACCCCACAAAGACGACAUUCGAAUAUCACCAUGACGUUAUCAAAGGAGAGGAGGAGAUGUGGAAUAUGUUGUUCCUCAACUGCCCGCGGAGUCUGGUUUCCUUCAAGUUGAAGACAACAGAGAUCAACCCAGGAAACAACUAUUUGAGUGCAGGAGACGUUCCUUUGCCAAAGGUCUACGGGGGAGCUGCGCUGGCGUAUUUUGUGGCGAGUGCUCUUUGGGCAUACAUGUUACUGAAGAAGGACACCAAGGUCUUUUGGCCUCACAAGUUGAUCUACAUGAGGACGGGAGUUGAUGCCGAGGGAUGGACCGUCAUGUACUACAUUUUCGCCUUCCUCAAGGGAUCGUUGAGCAUUCUUAUUAUCACUUUGAUCGCCUCUGGAUGGAUGUUCAUCAAGCCAUUCUUGUCGCAAAAGGACAAGAAGAUCAUUCUCAUCAUCAUUCCUCUUCAGAUCAUCUCCAAUGUUGCCUCUACUAUCGAGAAUGAGACAGCUAUUGGAUCAAUCAACUGGGCUUUCUGGUCUCAAGUCUUCCCUUUGGUUGACCUCAUCAGUUGUAUUGUCAUCUUGGGAGUUAUUGUCCAGACACAGCGACACUUGAGCGAGGCUGCAGAAGCCGAGGGCAAAGUGGCGGAGAACAAGAGCAAGUACAAGCUGUGGGGUUCCUUCUACUUGGUGACGGUGACCUACAUCUACUUGACCAGGAUCUUGGUCCAGUUCAUGAAGGUCGCACUUCCCUUCCAAUAUGUGAAUUGGUUGGUUGAGCUCUUAAACGAAGCCAUCACCCUUGGUUUCUAUGCCACCAUCGGACCUUACGCCAACAACCCUUACACACUGAUCGACGAAGACGACUUGGACAACGAUGAUAUCGAGUCGGGCAUCAAUGGCGGCGAGACACAUGGACUUCAAACCAUGUCCAGACGUGAGGGUCGUGGCGGCGAGCGCGAUGAAUAG
Linnemannia hyalina is the source of this 1287-nucleotide messenger RNA. The record is from the annotation of a GenBank genome assembly. NCBI's taxonomy places the organism in Eukaryota, Fungi, Mortierellomycota, Mortierellomycetes, Mortierellales, Mortierellaceae.